GACUUCCAAACAUCAAUUUCCCUCCUGGCUAGCACCACCGUUCAUCCAUCACAAAAAUGUGGAUCUCUCCUAUAUUGUAGGUAUAGUUGUUCGUAUAGCAAGGCUACUCCGUAGCAGACGUACCUAUGCCAUACCUACUGUAUACCUACUCCGUAUUUCUGAUCCUGGAAUUUUGAGAUGUCCUGCAAAACUCACAGUUUCACCCCUGCUCCGUCGCUCGACAAAAUGCGGAAAUCUUCCUGCUUUCUCCUCUGCGCGGCCCUCCUGGCUGUCGUUGUCACCGUGGAAGGAGCCAUGCCUGCCGACACCGUAAGCAUCAGCACUGAGGAGGCGGACAAAGUGCUCUCCGCCCUCCGGGCGUCUCCUUACGCCGGCUCAGCUCCACUUCUUGAGAAGUUCUUCCGCAUGGUGACGCGCGUCAACGGAACCUCGAAAGCGACCCCCGUCACGGUCCUUCAGCCGGUCAACCCUCUGAAGGUCGUGCGCAACUGGUGGCGCUUCUCCGCGGGCGAGCGCAGGCGCGUGGCGCGCUACCACAUGCUCAAGGGCGUGUACAGCAAGUUCAAGCUGCGCAAGGCGGCGCGCUUCACCAAGUUCCCUACGUACGAGGGCGCCAAGGUCACGAAGCUGUCCGGCAGGAUCCUGCCCACCGUCGUGCUCAAGGGCGGCUCCGACGUUCUUCCCGUCGCGCUCGUCCUCGGCAACUUCUACGUCAGCAAGCACUUCGCGCUGCACAUCAUCUCCAGCUCCCUCACCCCAGGUGACCUCUAGGCGACAGAGGCAUCGAAACGCCCAUGUAACCGUGCUGCACAACCACUAGUUGUGGCCACGGUGUCUGCAGAGGAAUGGGCGGCAGUACAUCUCGUGCAUCAGCUGUUUCCAUCCUGGAUUGCGUGCAGCCUCGCUGCUGCAUCAUCUAUGGUGGCAACCGCUGAUGGGCGAGAGGGUUGACUUCAUUCAUGCCCACGAGGUCUCAACUUUCAACUUUGUUUUUUGAGCUAGUACACUACCUUGGUGUAAGAGUGCCGGUACUACGAGUGGAUUCUCAAAGCCCUCUCCAAGUGCCCCAAAGAAACGCCAUAGUGAUUAUUGUACGUCUUGGCGAUCACUAGCUUGUUACUCUCGGCUACUCAACCAGAACGCCUAACAAACGAAUGCAUGUGACGAGGGUGAGUAGCAUAUCCCAUACAAUUCAAC
Closterium sp. NIES-67 is the source of this 1197-nucleotide messenger RNA. The record is from the annotation of a GenBank genome assembly. Lineage: Eukaryota; Viridiplantae; Streptophyta; Zygnematophyceae; Desmidiales; Closteriaceae.